This is a messenger RNA of Petromyzon marinus (sea lamprey), 1849 nucleotides long. RefSeq names its product transcription initiation factor TFIID subunit 7. Gene Ontology annotation, cellular component: transcription factor TFIID complex. Gene Ontology annotation, molecular function: RNA polymerase II general transcription initiation factor activity. The record is from RefSeq and is a predicted model, not a curated record. Lineage: Eukaryota; Metazoa; Chordata; Hyperoartia; Petromyzontiformes; Petromyzontidae. Gene Ontology annotation, biological process: RNA polymerase II preinitiation complex assembly; transcription initiation at RNA polymerase II promoter.
GUGCGAUGGGUGGGGGCCGGGGUGCUUGCCUGUGACUUCAUGUCCACUUAUUCGGUCACGCCCCCCCCUGCGAGACCGACGUCACUUCCACGCUCACUUCCGGUCUCGUUCCGAGCGUUCAUUCCCAUUCUCGCCUCUCCUUAAUUAACUCUCUAAAUUAACUCUCUAAAUUAACUCUCUCGUUAUAUAUCAUCUCUCUAUUUAACUCUCUCCAUAAUUAACUCCCUUUUUAACUCUCUCCAACGCUCUCGUCAAAUCCGCUUCUCGCUAUAUAUAACUCUCUAAUUUAACUAAAUUUAGCUCUUUUAGCUUUACGUUUAAUCCUUCCCACCGCCAUGAACCCCAAAGGCGGCAAGGAGGAGGCUCCCUUCGACUUGGAGAAUCACUUCAUCCUGCGGCUACCCAGCGAGCAAGCUGAGGCUGUGCGCCGAAUCAUUCACUCUGGCAACAUGAAUCCUCGAGAGAGAUUCACCAUUCACCUGCACCCUGAUGGACGUCACGGCGUGGUGAAGGUGGACUCCUGCCCGCUGUCUGCUCGUCUCGUAGAGCUGCCCUGCAUCGUUGAGUCGCUCAAGACCAUCGACAAGAAGAACUUCUACAAGACAGCCAACGUGUGUCAGAUGUUGGUGUGCACGGGCGAGGAGGAGGAGGAGGAUGAGGAGGAGGAGGAGGCGCGUGAGGAGGUGGACGCCGAGGAGCCUGGAGCUGCCCGGCGCCGUGAGAAGGAGCGGCGCUCCCUCUGGAGCCACGGCAUCACCCCCCCGUUGAAGAACGUGAGGAAGAGGCGCUUCAGGAAGUCUGCCCGCAAGAAGUAUAUUGAGUGCCCAGAUGUUGAAAAGGAAAUCAAACGGCUGCUGAGGACUGACGCAGAAGCUGUGAGUGUCCGCUGGGAGGUGAUUCUGGACGAGGAUUUACGUGACGCUGACGGAGUCCGCGGGAACUUGCCUGGUCUCCUGCUGGACUCCUCGACCAGCGGGGCAGCCACAGCCACACCUAGGGGAGCCUCAGACCGUGACGAGCUCCGCGAGAUUUUCAACGAGCUGAGCAGCAGCGACGACGACCUCGACGACCUCCACCACCACCACCACCACCACCACCACCACAGCCACCACCACAGGAACACCGCCACCACCACCGCCACCACCGCCACCACCGCCUCGUCGUCGUCAACGGCGACAACUGCCGGGACAUCGUCCAAAGCGGCCGCGGCAGCCAAAGCCUCAUCAGCGGCGGCCGGAGGGGGUGGUGGAAGAAGAGGUGGAGGAGGUGGUGGAGGAGGAGGAGGUGGAGGAGGUGGAGGAGGUGGAGGAGGUGGAGGAGGAGGAGGAGGAGGUGGGAUGAAGACGAGAGGCGGCCGGGGGAGAGCCAGGGCAGACGAUGAGGAGGAGGUGGAGGAGGAGGUGGACGAGGAGGAGGAGGAGGAUGAGGAGGAGGAGGAGGAGGUGGACGCAGUGGGCGGCCAGAGGCGAGGAGGGGCCGGAGGGGCGGCCGGGAGGGCCGGGGAUGAGAAGACGCAGAUUGUGGGUGAGCUGAGGGCCCAGGUGGACGUGUUGACGCUCCGUCUCAGGGAGACCCGUGACCGCCGGAGGCGUCAGGAGGAGCUCAUCAACAAAGUGGGCAACGUGGCCCUGAAGAAUCGCCUCCAGGCAAAUUUGGAUGACAUCACAAGGCAGGAAGAAAAAGAGGAACAGCAGCUGGAGCUGUUGAGAACGCGAUUGGAGGCGGAGCUCACGAGGACCGCGACCUCCCGUGACCUCCCGUGACCUCUCACGACCUCCCGUGACCUCCCGUGACCUCUUACUGUGUGUGUGUCACUGUGUGUGUCUGUGUGUGUGUGUGUGAGUGUCAC